UGCUCCCUGCCUCCCGCAACUCGACAGUGUAAUUCACAUUGUGGAUCCGCUAACAGGCACAGCUGUCAUGUGAAAACGCACAUGCUCUGCCAUCCACACCGCCUUUCCUCCUGCUCUUUCUCUUGCCUCUUCCUCCCCCCAACCCCUCCUUGCUCCUUUCUGCCUCUUCUUUGUAACUAACGAAACCAGCAACAACUCCUCCUCCUGUCCUCCCUUCCUCCCCUUCCUCCUCCUGCUCAGCCCAAGUGAUCACAAAAGAAAUCUCCAGAGCCGGAGGCGCUGACAAUUUUUAAAAGCAAGCACAUUGGAGAGAAAGGGGAAAAGAAAAAAAGAAAACAGAACCCAGGCGGCAGCUGAGCGACACAUUUUGUCUUGUUUUUGUUUUUUUCCACGCUUCCUGAAAACAAACAAACAAGCCAACCAGCACCGGCGCCUGCAAAGUGCUGACUCCGUGGCGGCGGCGGCGGCGGCGGCCCGGACCCAGGGGAUGGUCCCCGCGGCGCCGCGCCUCGCCUGGCCCCGCGCGCGCUGAGCCCCGGCUGGGCCCCGGCUGGGCUGCGGGCCGGGCUGAGGGCUGCGGGUUCCGGCUGGGGGCGCAGCUUCAUGACGGCGAGGCGUGGAGCGGAGCGGCCCCACCAUGCGAGCACAAAUUGAAGUGAUACCAUGCAAAAUUUGUGGCGAUAAAUCCUCUGGGAUCCACUACGGAGUCAUCACGUGUGAAGGCUGCAAGGGAUUUUUCCGGAGGAGCCAGCAGAACAAUGCUUCUUACUCCUGCCCAAGGCAGAGAAAUUGUUUAAUCGACAGAACCAACAGAAACCGUUGCCAACACUGCCGACUGCAGAAGUGUCUUGCCCUGGGAAUGUCGAGAGAUGCUGUGAAGUUCGGGAGGAUGUCCAAGAAGCAGCGGGACAGCCUGUACGCAGAGGUGCAGAAACACCAGCAGCGAUUGCAGGAGCAACGGCAGCCAGGCACAGAGGCCGAGACCCUGGCCCGUGUGUAUGGCGGUGGUCUAGGUGGCCCAGCAGGUGGACCUUAUGCCAAUGGGCACACCACCCACCUGCCCAAGGCCGACGGCUACUAUGGCCUGGACUCCGGCCAGCCUUCCCCUGACCAGUCAGGGCUCGACGUGACUGGGGUCAAGCAGAUCAAACAGGAGCCCAUCUACGAACUGGCUGCUGUGCCCGGCCUGUUUCCCUGUGCUGGCUUGGGGGCGCCCCCAGCGGGCACAGCUAGUGCAGCCGAGAUUGAUCGAAUCGCACAGAACAUCAUUAAGUCGCACUUGGAGACGUGUCAGUAUACCACGGAGGAGCUCCACCAGCUGGCAUGGCAGACCCACACCUACGAGGAGAUCAAAGCCUAUCAGAGCAAGUCCAGGGAGGCGCUGUGGCAGCAGUGUGCCAUCCAGAUCACGCACGCCAUCCAGUAUGUGGUGGAGUUUGCCAAGCGGAUAACAGGAUUCAUGGAACUCUGUCAGAACGACCAGAUCCUGCUCCUCAAGUCGGGUUGCUUGGAAGUGGUUUUGGUGAGAAUGUGCCGUGCCUUCAACCCAUUAAACAACACGGUCCUGUUUGAAGGGAAAUAUGGUGGAAUGCAAAUGUUCAAAGCCUUAGGUUCUGAUGACCUGGUGAAUGAGGCAUUUGACUUUGCAAAGAACUUGUGUUCCUUACAGCUGACUGAAGAGGAGAUUGCUUUGUUCUCAUCUGCUGUUCUGAUAUCUCCAGAUCGAGCAUGGCUGAUAGAACCACGGAAGGUCCAGAAGCUUCAGGAAAAGAUUUACUUUGCACUUCAACAUGUGAUUCAGAAGAAUCACCUGGACGAUGAGACCUUGGCAAAGCUAAUAGCCAAGAUACCAACCAUCACAGCAGUCUGCAAUUUGCAUGGGGAGAAACUGCAGGUCUUUAAACAAUCACACCCCGACAUCGUGAACACACUCUUCCCUCCCCUGUAUAAGGAGCUUUUCAACCCUGACUGUGCCUCCACCUGCAAGUGAAGGGGACCAGAGAACUGCCUCCUAGUCACAGAAUGCACCAUCAUCCAGACAAAAGCAGUGUGUUCAUGGAGACUUGAGGAAAAAAAUGUCACUACUGCAACAUUAGGAAUGUUCUGCACUUAAUAAGAGUUAUUUUUCACCGCUACAGUUUGAAGAAUGUACAUAGGCACCUGAGUGGGGCUCUUUUAUUUGUUUGUCUGUUUUUGAAACGACCAUAAAUAUACAAAUACAGGACACGGGGUGUUCUUUUUUUUUAAUUCGGGUAUGUUUUGGGAGACAACUGUUUAUAGAAUUUUAUUGUAGAUAUAUAUGAGAACAGAGCGGUACUUUACCUGAUUACUUUUCCUGUUGAUUGUUCAAAUAUAAUUUAAGAAAAUUCCACUUAGUAGGCUUACCCGUUUCUAUGUUUAUAGAUAGCUGGUGCAUGUGUAAAUUUGUAGCUGUCUUGGAAUGCACUGGGCAUGUAUGUAAUAAGUAUAUAAUGUCUGGGGAUAUUAUAUAUGACUAUUACUUACACAUGCACAUGCACUGUGGCUUAAAAGACCAUACCUGCUAGCAAAAGGAGGUUCAGUCAGACUGUCUUAUUUACCUUCUGUGUUUUAUGUUACCUUUAUGUUAGACAAUCAGGAUUUUUGUUUCCCUAGGCAGAGUUUUCAUCUAGAGCCAAUGAAAGGAUGAAACCAAUUCAGAAAUAAGUGUACAAACAAAUAAAUACAGUGUAUGGCCUCUGUGUAAAAAAAAAAAAAAUCUAUUGCUAUUAAGGAUAUCAAAGCCUUGUCAAGAUAGUGCAUACUGGAGAAAAAUAAGUAUUUGGAGCCAUUUUCCUGUUUUAAGAAUUAGACCACAGAUAACAUUGUGGAGUUUGGGACUUUUUUUGACCAAACAAUAGAUAUUUCCUAUUUUUCACCAGGACAUGUAUAUCCCUUUUUCUUUUAAUAUCAGGUUGUGAUAGAAGCUUGAUUUGGGUGCUUAUUGUAUUGGAAGCGAAGAAAUACAGUUCAUAAACUAUGAUCACCAGCAUUUUUUUUUUCUAAUAAAGUUAGAGUGAAGAGAUACAUCAGAACCCAGGGUCUUGUAAACAUAUCCUCUCUAAUCAUUUUUUACAGAGAAGACAUAGAAAGAGAAUACACAAAGGAAAGAAUUGGCUCUUUCUAGUCCUUCUUUUUCACAAGUUAGGAAAUAAACAGCAAUAAAAAAGAGGUAGAACUUUAUCUGUCCUUCUUCUUUGAACUUUUAAUUUCCAUCCUUCCCAAAGGAAAUUACAAAAAAAUAUAGCAAAAACUUGACAGAUUAAAAAAAUAGAAGAACCUGAAUUGUUACAUAGAAAUAAUUGCCCCCCCCAAAAAAAAAAAAUCUCCUAUGUAGUUUGGAGUUUUUUAUUUUGUUUUGUUUUGUUUAUUUGUUGUUUGUUGUUUUUUCCUUUUUAGCAACUUUUUAAAGUGCAGAACUUGAAAGAAGAGAUCAGGAUUAGGAAAUCUCAGACUUUUCUCUCCAUCUUCUCUAGAUCAUUUAGAAAAGAUUAAAUUCUAAAUAAUCUGUUCUGUUUUGGAAGCCUUAUACCUAUGGCAUGAUCUGAUAAAAAUACCUAAGAGUUUAGAAAAAGAAACAGAAAACUCUGUGCAUAACAAGAUAAAAAUUAUGAUCUAUAAGUCUGAUUCAGCCACCCUCAGGAAAUGAUGUAGGGGGAAAAGAAUUUUUGUUGUUGUUGUUACUUCCUAUUUGCCCCAGGAGAUAGGGGUUGAAUUUGUGUGGUUUCUACUAGUGCAAACAUUUUAUUAGAACGGCAUGAGCCUUUUGAGUAGAGGACAGGAAAUGGGGAGAUGAUUCCUUUUCUCCUUGCCAAGCAGACACACAACAUGUGCACACGUGCACAGGACCACACCUGCUCUGUUCAAUAUCCUUCAGUGGGAAUUGUGAUUUUUUGUUUUAAUAAUUUCUUAUACUCUCCCGCGAUGCCACAGAAUUCCUCAUGCAUCAAGCAGAAGUAUUUGUCUUUUCUUUUAGAAAGCAGUCUUUUCCCACCUCAUAAUCAACGAAUUCCAAGCCAACAGGGAAAACCAAAAUGGCUUUAAAAUAAUGAAUCUCUUUCUCAACUACUGUUAUAUUCAAUUAAUUUAACUACAUUGAGCUAAAUUACCUUCAGUGUCUAGGAAGACAGCUGUAGAUUGCUUAUUAUGCUGCUACAGGGACUCAAUUCUUUUUGGUGUAAAUGUCACUCCUGCUAGCUCUUUGUAUAAAGAAUUAAUUCCAAGAGUCAUAUUUCCUUCUAAUGGAAAGAUUGCUUUACUGCUUGCUAGGAAAACAGGGUAAUGGAAGGCACUCAAUUAAACCAAGCCGUUUCCAAACGCAAUGUAUGUUUUAUGAUUGGCUUGUGUAGAAGAUACUUAAUGUAUCUACUUGGUGUUUCCCUUUGAGCUUUGAACUCAUGUCAAACUGUUUUCAUUGUUCUCUUGGCCCAGUGUUUUCCAUUGUCGGCCUGUGAUUCCUGCUUGGUUGUAAAGGGAAUCAUUUGUUUCCUCCAAUUUACCUUUGAGGAUGUGAAGUGGCUCAUUUGAUGAAGUGGCAGGGAUUUUUUACUUCCCUUUUCCUAUGGGUGAUGCUGAAAAAGAUUGUUGUCCACAUUUGCCUCAGGAGGUACAGGAUUUGAAUUGGGGGGGUUGUGUAUGUGUUUGUUUGUUUGUUUUUCCACAACUGCAAGUGUUUCAUUGGGAUGGCAUGAACAUUUUGAAGCUUAGAGACAAGAAACAGCUAGAAACCGAACCAGAACAAAAUAGUGGAAAUCAAGACACACUCAAUUCACUUCAGUAGAGAGAUUUUUGCUUUUGGCCACAGUUGCCAAACCUCACCCUUAGAAAAGAGCCAAAUUAUAUUUUCAGUAGUAAUGAGUCAUUUUACAAAGCUGUCCUUUUGAACAUCACCAGGUAUUUUGAAAAUAUGAUACUGGCAACUUUCUUGAUCACAUGUGAUCUCUGUCCUUAUCCCAUGAAGACUAAGAACCAGUCAUAACUCAUUUGUGGUAAAAGGUGCACUGGAAGAAAAUCAUGACUUAAAACUCUUCACUUCAUGCUUCGUAAAUGACAAUCACUGCUUGAUGCAGAAUGUUGCACUGUAUCCACUCAGGGAUGUUUCAUUAAAAAAAAAUACAUCAAGAAGGAGGAAAGAAAACAAGAAAAUGGCAACAAAAUAUAACUGACCUACUUUAAAUAUGCCAGUGACAGAACCUCUCUGUCUGACAAGGCUUUCAGAUCAGCAGGCAUUAAUUUCAUAUUGUUAAACUAAGCUUGCUUCUACUGCUCAGACUUGCUGAAAAGUUGCACAGGAGUAAAGACAACUUAGCCUUGUUUGCUAAAACCUGCUAAGAGCCAAAUAAUCCACCUGCCUCAUCUGUAGCAAUACAUAGCUUGCAGCAAACCUAAGCUUCCUUAAAAGUUAUAAGCAAGUCAGAUACAGAAAUCUAAGUGGCAUUAGGUACAAAAUAAAUGAAUCUGUGAAUUCAAAAUCUAGGCUAUCCAUGGCUUCUAAUAGGAAAGGCAAUUUUGGGAAGAAAUAGGAUGACUAGUAUGCUAACUAUAGUUUAACAACCCACCUACACUCCUGCUAUUGAUGAUCAGGAUCAACUUUGUAACCUUUCCUCAUGAGUUUCUCCCCCACCUCAGUCAUUGAAAGCUUAGGGCAAAGAUGUAUUCUGCAAAUGUUCCCUCUCUGGAUUUCCUUUGUUUUAUUUAACACUGUCUUUAUGACUCUGGACUAAAGGACCUCUGAGUAGGUACAGAUGAAUACUAUAGUGGUUUCUGGAUUAAUUAGACCUCUUUGACCAAAUAUAGGAGACUCUAAAUCAUAGUGACGUCUGGAUAUUAACCAGGGUGCCAGGGAGGUCUCAGAACAUUCCCUGUCACAGCUGCCUUGUUCAACACACAGCAUCACAGCAGUCAAGCUCACUUUCUCCAUCCCCAUGUGUCUCAGGCUUGAGUGCAAAAACAAUUCUUGUGUCCCAAGGACAAACUAAAACUUAACCAGCUCUUUUUCAAAAACAUCAGUCAGAUACAGAUGUUCUAUCCUUUUUUUGUUUGUUUGUUUCCAUAUGUAGUAGAAACAAGAAAAAUAGAAUCUACUGCCACUGGAAACUAAAAAAAUAAGUUUCCCUCUUUUAUUUUUUUGUCCAUAAACUUUCGUUUCCAAUAAAGUCACUACCGUUAGCAAUAAAUUCUGGGAAGGAUACCUAUGUCUUUCCAGAAAUACCUGUCAAUAGAACAGCAAUAACUUUAAACCUGCAUCUAUAGUGAAACUUUUCAAAGUCUCCUUUAUGAAGAAUAGGGGAAAGUUCAUCUUGAAUGAACUUGAAAUGAAGCACUGUUUGCUGUUCUACUCCCAACUGCUGGUAUAAGUAAUAACCUAAUAAGGGAAACCAUAUAAGAAUUAAUAACCAUUUUCUUUUUCUUUUUUCUUUAAGCAGGAGUUUUUCUCAUAACUAGAAGUUCAAGUUCUUUAAAAUCAAGGAUUAAACAUCCAAAAGUCCAGAAAGAUUAGGAGUUCAGGAAAAUGAGUGAAGCAGUCCAGUGUCCAGCUAACAAGAAACAGCUUAUUUAAAAAAAAAAAAUUAGCUGUCAGCUAAUGCUAGUGCUUUGCUGAAGCAUCCUAACAGUAUCGGAUCAAAUAAUGUCAGAUAAUUCAGAGCUCACUGCAGACCAGACAAACACAUCUGUGGGCAUAACAGAGACCACAGUUUAUACUUCUGGUUUAAAAUAAUACCUAAAGUUCUGUUUAUCAAAGAUAUAAUGCCAUUACAUUUGAGGGAAGGGGUGGGCAAGACCCUGUCUGUCUAGGGUUCUAUACAGACAUCUUUCUACUAGAGGAUAUAGGUACAGGUCACUUGAACAAAGGUAGCAACCUAAAAAGUCAAACAUUCCUAUUUGGAGGUGGCUUCUAGGAAACACCUGAACAUGUUUUUAUGGGGGGUGUGGGGGUCUCGAUUUCUUAACACUGUUUUUUUUUUUUUGGAAUGUCAAAUGCACAAUCUUUAUGCUUUUGAGCCUCAGUGUGUCUCUCUCAAUGUGUGGCUUCAAUUCCUUAGACAGGUUUUGCUUUCCCUUCAGUACCUACUCUGUAGUCACUGCUCACUGGCUGAGGUAGCAUCCUCCAUGCUGAGGUCCCACUGCCCUGGAUGAAAGGCAGGGCCCUGGAUCCCUGUGCAGCAGAUGAAUAUACCCAUCUGUGUAAUUCUUUCCUCCACUGCUGAAAUUCCUCCAGAACGAACUGGCCGUGGUAACCUUUGCCUCCUGCAUGACUGUCAGCACGACCUCCAUGGAAUGAGGAAAAAAGAAAAACAGAGAGUAAAACAACAGCUCAGUGAUUGUCUUCAUGGCCAAAAAUAAAGCACAAGGUUACUGAAAUGGAAUCAACCCAGUUGAGGGAAGCACAGGGCAUCUGCACCCUGCUGGGCUUCAAGGUCCUUCUGGAAACUGUCCUCUUCUGGCAGACGCUGACGGAGAGAGAGCAUGUGCCUGCCUCUGUCAGGGGCACCUGCAGACACACUGGGUUCAUCUGCAAAGCUAAGGUCCCACUUCUGAGCACAGCACCGUCUGCUUCGUCUGAUGAGCACAUAAAAGGAUGAAAAAUGACACCCACAGAAAACUGAGUAUGUAUUGUAGAAAUGUAGAGGAAAAAUAAAAAUAUUUUUUCAAAUGUAAUUACUUUUAAUAUAUGCUUGUGGAAGGUCUAAUACAUUGUAUGCUGUCUCUGUAAUUUUUGCUGUAAAUAACUAGAGACAGUGAAUACACUGAUUUUUCUAUGUCUCUGUUUAAGCAUAAGACUUUGUAACAAAUUUUUUAGAGGGGAAAAAAAACAACAAAGAGCAAAUAUGUACUUGCUUCUUUUCUGUGUGUUAUGUUCUUCUCAGAAACUGGUUUAUAACAGUUUGAGCAUCUUGACAGGUCACUGGUGUUAAGUGUAUGCUUCCUUUUGUAAUAUAGCUGAGAAGGGACAGGGCUGUCAAUUAAAUUGGCUCCAAAGAAUUUGUAUGGAAAAUUGGCCUAAAACAAAAGUGAAAAAAAAUAAGUUGCCUGAAUAAGUCAUCUCUCCUUGUAGCAAAUACGUUUUGUCCAAACGCGUUCUGCAUGGAACAGCUUGAGGAAAACAUACUCUGCUUUCGGAUGAACAAGAUAUUUUUAUACAGGUUUAUUUCUUAUUAAUAAACUGAGGUCAGACCACUAAUUCACUGAAGCCAUAACUGACCUUCACCAAAUAAAUGUAAAGGGCCUGGGGGGUGCUGGGGAGAAGCUGAGAGGGAGCAAAAUCAAAGAUGUGGCACACUUGGUGCGAAAGCAGGUGGGAGCAAGUCCGGUGAACCCCGCACUUGUCCUGCAUCCCAGAUAUGACUUUGAAAGGCUAGUAUUUUAUGAUGAUCGAUUUAUAAUAAGAAAAACGAUAUUUAGAUUUAAAGGAGACUUUCCAGUAUUUUUGAAAUCCCUGAUCACACUUCCUUGCUUUUAGGAAUGAGAGAAAUGAUUUUCAUUUCACUUUCAACAAUUCAGAGACUUGAUGAUUUUACCUUAGCUCCAGCCUAUUCAGAUAGAGUGACCCUGAGGACACUAUGGGCUGUCUGGUCCUGACUGUACCUGCCAAUCACUAAGCUCCUUCAGAGGGGCUCCUGGCAUGUCUUACUAGCAUGCACACCACUGCUGGCCAAGCAUAAGCGGUGCGUUGCAAGUACAUGUAAAAUACAAGUAUUCACUCUAAAAAAAAAAAAUGAACACCAUAAUCAUACUUUAAAAAUAAUUCCUCUUAUAGUCACCACUGAUAUUUGGAGGGAGUUUAACUGCAUUAUUACAUGUAUUAUUACUGGCCCAUAGAGGCAAAAAGCAACCGAGAAAUAAACCCAGUGACAUAGUUUUAAAAUUUACAAUUUUCUGAUCUCUCUUUCCUUGUUUAAUAUAUAAGUCCUAAUUUCUGUGUAUGUGAGUAAAACUGCAGUCUGAGUCAUUUAGAAAGUAAGCAUUGAGUUUCUUUUUUUAUUAUAAAUAAAUUAGUAUGAAACAGCUCUCCCUAAUGAUUAAAAAAAAGUUUUAUAUUACUUUAGAAUGUAAUAGAUUUUGUCCCUAUUUUAUGUCCUGUAAAUUAUUAGUUGGAUACUGUUAGCAUUCCCCAAUAAUGCACACAUGAUUUCUGAAUGUUUUCUGUAAAUGACAAUCAAUGUUUAUGAAGUUCCCUUCUUUAAUGCUGAACAAAAUUAAAAAAAGA
This is a messenger RNA of Erinaceus europaeus (western European hedgehog), 9226 nucleotides long. RefSeq names its product RAR related orphan receptor B (gene RORB). Gene Ontology annotation, molecular function: RNA polymerase II cis-regulatory region sequence-specific DNA binding; zinc ion binding; nuclear receptor activity. The transcript has 10 exons. The record is from RefSeq and is a predicted model, not a curated record. Gene Ontology annotation, biological process: regulation of transcription by RNA polymerase II. Gene Ontology annotation, cellular component: nucleus. NCBI's taxonomy places the organism in Eukaryota, Metazoa, Chordata, Mammalia, Eulipotyphla, Erinaceidae. Bases 638 to 1990 code for a protein of 450 amino acids.